Molecule: messenger RNA, 3032 nt
Organism: Brienomyrus brachyistius
Lineage: Eukaryota; Metazoa; Chordata; Actinopteri; Osteoglossiformes; Mormyridae
Gene: btbd2a
Product: BTB (POZ) domain containing 2a
Exons: 9
Coding region: 31-1770 (579 amino acids)
Biological process (GO): neurogenesis
Cellular component (GO): P-body; cytosol
Molecular function (GO): protein binding
Source: RefSeq, a predicted model, not a curated record
GGAGCCGCAUCCCGCUCCGGAUUCCGGGGGAUGCGCUGCUGUGUGUAUUUAUUUCACUCCACUCCGCAGUGCUCGAAAUCCAAGAUGGCUGCGGGGGAGAGCGGUGCGAGGGCUCCAUGUCUCAGUUUCUCGGCACCAGGGCCUUUAGGCAACGUUCAGCCGAGCAACAGCGCUCAUUCUUCUCCGGCCAGCAACGGGGCGUCGGCGGGAGCGACUGGAGGUGCGCAGGGGGCCACGGGGCACUCUAACCCCCAGCCGGGCCGAGGUAGCGGAGGAGGCGCCGGCGUUGCUUUAGGCGCUCCGCCGAACACGCGCAACCCUAGCCAGGCAUCGGCGGCUCAGAACGCGCCGGCCGCUGCGACAAACAUGACGGCCGCAUCAGCCGCUUCCCCGGCAGCCGCGAUCGCGACGCCUCCCCCGGUGCCGGCUGCUCCGCCGUCGGCCGCCGUCUUGGUGUACCGAGAGCCUGUCUACAACUGGCAAGCGACGAAAAGCACCGUCAAGGAGAGGUUCGCCUUCCUGUUCAACAACGAGGUGCUCAGCGACGUGCAUUUUUUAGUGGGCAAAGGGAUGGGUGUGCAGCGAAUACCCGCGCACAGGUUUGUUCUGGCAGUUGGCAGCGCGGUGUUCGAUGCCAUGUUCAAUGGGGGUAUGGCCACGACCUCUACUGAAAUAGAGCUACCUGAUGUGGAGCCGGCCGCUUUCCUCGCGCUUCUCAAGUUCCUGUAUUCGGAUGAAGUGCAGAUUGGGCCUGAGACGGUGAUGACCACGCUCUACACGGCUAAGAAGUACGCCGUGCCAGCUCUGGAGGCCCACUGCGUGGAGUUCCUCAAGAAGAACCUGCGUGCUGAUAAUGCUUUCAUGCUGCUCACACAGGCACGGCUCUUUGACGAACCUCAGCUGGCCAGUCUGUGCUUGGAGAACAUAGACAAGAACACGGCGGAUGCCCUGGCGGCCGAGGGCUUCACGGACAUCGACUUGGACACCCUGGUGGCUGUGUUGGAGAGGGACACUCUGGGUGUCAGGGAGGUGUGUCUGUUUGUGGCAGCGGUCCGCUGGGCAGAGGCAGAAGCCCAGAGGCAACAGCUCCAGCCCACACCGGAGAACAAGCGCAAGGCGCUCGGCAAGGCCCUGGCACUCAUCCGCUUUCCACUCAUGACCAUCGAGGAGUUUGCCGCAGGCCCUGCUCAGUCCGGCAUCCUGAUGGACCGGGAGGUGGUCAGCCUAUUCCUGCACUUCACGGUGAACCCCAAGCCGCGCGUCGACUUCAUCGAUAGGCCGCGGUGCUGCCUGCGGGGGAAGGAGUGCAGCAUCACGCGCUUCGGCCAAGUGGAGAGCCGCUGGGGCUACAGCGGGACCAGCGACCGCAUCCGGUUCUCAGUGAAUCGCAGGAUAUUUGUGGUUGGAUUUGGCCUCUAUGGUUCAAUACAUGGACCUACAGACUAUCAGGUUAACAUACAGAUCAUUCACACAGACAGCAACACGGUCCUGGGCCAAAAUGACACUGGCUUCAGCUGUGAUGGGUCUGCAAACACCUUCCGCGUCAUGUUCAAGGAGCCGGUGGAGAUCCUUCCCAACGUCAACUACACGGCUUGUGCUACACUCAAGGGUCCAGACUCUCACUAUGGCACCAAGGGCAUGAGGAAGGUGACCCACGAGGCCGCAGCCACGGGCACCAAAACCUGCUUCACGUUUUGCUAUGCAGCAGGCAAUAACAACGGCACCUCUGUGGAAGAUGGUCAGAUUCCUGAGGUCAUCUUUUACACAUAAUGCUCCUACAUGACGACCUUUGUGGGAUGUUUGUAGUGUAGUGACCCUGUACUUAACUCAUCAGCUCUGUGCCCACGGACGAUGGAUGUAAAUACAAAGGGCGACCGCUGCGAUGGCGCGGUUGACAAACAACGAUUUAAGACUUUCCUGGCACGCAGACCUCCCGAGACAUUAUUUUGACAGAGUGACCAAUGGACUGCUGACUGAGCAGAUGACUCGACGCAUGUACUCGUAAUGAGUUGAGGUUAACAUUUUGGUGGCUGGAGACAAGUUAAUUCAGAAUUUCGGGUUUUGAGUCGGUAAAUGCAGUCGGUUGGUCAUCUAGUCAAUUUGAUUGUACAUUUAGUAUUUUUUGUUUGUUGUGGAAUGCAUAACCGUGACAUUCCUUAAGUCCCUGCCCAUGGCCCCUACUAUGUUCCACCCUCCCCGCACAUUAACAGCCUCACUGUUGUUGCUCAGCAGUUUCUUGCUCAUCUGUUCCAUCACACGUUCUGAUUGGUUGCACUAAAGCACUUUUGAACACGGACUUGGCCACAGACAAUCACCGAGGAACGGCAGUCGUGUGACGUCUUACUCUUUGCUUUUGUCAAAGGAGAAGGUGGUUUAGGUGUGUCAUCUUCCCAGUAAGCAUUUCCUGCUUGGAUUAUGAGUAUAGUUUAAACAUCUCUAAUCCUAUACAUGCAAAUCACUUAAUGUAUCUUACAUAACUUAUUUAGUCUUGUGCAUGAACCUAGUUUGCCAUUUUCAACCAAAGUGUUUUAUGGCUGUGUAAUAAAGACCUUUAUGCGCUUGAUUCUCUGAACUGCUGGAGGCAGACAGACUUACCUGCCUCACUCUCGUGGUGUGGUGCAUUAACACAUACCUACCUAAAGCAAAACUAGAACAAAUGAAAGACUGAAGAAGACAAAUUCAUGCAAGACCAAGUGAGGUGGUGGGGGGGGGGACCCAACAGAGAGACUGGGCCAAAGUGCAUCCAACAUAGUGAGUGACAUUGGCUCAGCCAAUCAUGUCCCUGUAAUGUCUAAGGUGUGCUUACGGUAGAAAUGUUGUAGGAAUAUGUAAAUAUUAAGCACAAACAUUAAAAAUCCUAAAUGAAAAGUCAGCCUUCUCAGUGAAGUGAACGUUGAAGCAUCAUUUGACUUCUCUGAAUUGGUGUCUUGCCAUAUACUAGUGAAUGUGUAUUUUGCAAACUCAGUUACUGAUGGCUGUAGUGUAUGUGGAAGAAGGUAUUUUGAAAAUAAAAUACUGAUAUCGAGGUACCA